Messenger RNA from Lachancea nothofagi CBS 11611, 1749 nucleotides. The record is from the annotation of a GenBank genome assembly. Lineage: Eukaryota; Fungi; Ascomycota; Saccharomycetes; Saccharomycetales; Saccharomycetaceae.
AUGGACAAAUACACUAAUAUCCAUCAUCCGGACUAUGUACCGGGAACCUUCAACAUCUAUUCAUCUAAUAGCAUUGAAAAUGGUGUUAUUUACGAAUCCAGCCUUCGCAAGACAAAAAACGAUAUUGUGUUGAUUCCACAACCGUCGGAAUCUCCAAACGACCCUCUUAACUGGUCCAAAUCGCGCAAAAUGUUGCAUUUUGCUUUGAUGGCUUUCAUAACAGCAUUCACGGCAGCAACCAGUAAUGAUGCCGGUGCCGCUCAGGAUUCCUUAAAUGAGGACUAUGACAUAUCUUACGACUCUAUGAACACCGGCGCAGGCGUUCUAUUUCUGGGUAUCGGCUGGGCUACGCUUUUCCUGGCGCCACUUGCUAAUCUGUAUGGUCGCAAAAUCACUUACAUCAUUUGUACCGUUUUAGGCUUGAUCGGCGCUAUAUGGUUUGCGAAUGCCACUAAAACUACAGACACUAUUUGGUCUCAACUUUUUGUAGGGAUCAGCGAAUCAUGCGCGGAAGCUCAAGUUCAGUUGUCGCUCAGUGACAUUUUUUUCCAGCACCAGCUGGGCUCGGUAUUGACCGUUUAUAUCUUGUCCACUAGUGUUGGUACCUUUUUGGGUCCCUUAAUUGCCGGAUACAUUUCGGCACUUACUAGCUUUCGUUGGGUUGGUUGGGUAGCAGCUAUCAUCUCUGGUGCGCUAUUAAUUUUUAUUAUUUUUGGCUGCGAAGAAACAUAUUUUGAUCGUAAUAAGUACAUGACACCCGUUUCGAGAAAGGAGUUGGAUCAUCGUGGCCAUUACGAGUCCCAAGUCCAAAGGCAGCCGUUGAUUGAAAGUUCCGAAAAUAGUGACGAUUCGGAUCCACAAAACGAUGUUAAAAUUGCCAUGAAGCACAAGACAGAGAAAGCGAGCGACAUCGAUCAAAGCAUCAACGCAUCCAUUGAAGACUUCAAAUUAGUAGAUGGAUCUGACGAAAAACUAAAGCCUUUAUAUAAGAGAGUCUCAAUUAUUACCAAGGCAACUAAUUUGCAAGGAUGGGGGUUCAAACAAUAUUUCCAAUAUUUGGCUUUGAACAUGAGGAUGUUCUUGUUUCCGCCUGUAUGGCUAUCGGGGAUGUUUUGGGGCAUCCAGGACGUUUUCCUGACUUUCUAUUUGACCACGGAGGAAACCCUGUUUUACGACGCGCCCUGGAAUUACAGUGACUAUGCGGUAGCCAUUAUGAACGUUCCUACACUCAUCGGCGCUGUUAUCGGCUGUAUUUAUGCUGGCAUAAUCAGCGACUAUUUUGUGUUAUGGAUGGCUCGUAGGAACAACGGUAUCUUGGAGGCUGAGUACAGGCUAUACUUCUCUUUUGCGACCGGCAUCAUAGGACCUGCUGGACUGUUAAUGUUUGGAAUCGGUGCAGCUCGAGAACUACCUUGGCAAGUGAUAUAUGUCGGCUUAGGUUUUAUCGGGUUCAGUUGGGGUUGCUCGGGAGACAUAGCGAUGGCCUACUUGAUGGAUUGCUACCCAGAUAUGAUUCUGGAAGGUAUGGUAUGCACUGCUAUCAUCAACAACUCAAUCUCGUGCAUUUUCACAUUUGUGUGUUCUGAUUGGCUGGACGCCUCCGGGACUGAAAACACUUACAUCGCGCUGGCAAUCAUCAACCUAGGAAUAACGCUCUUUGCCGUGCCUAUGUACAUCUGGGGCAAAAAGAUUAGAAUUGGCACCAAAAAAUGGUACAUCAGUUCUAUUGCGUUGAGGGACGGUGUGUGA